UGUGAAUCGCAUCGAUUGGUGAUGCUGUCCAUGUACUUCUCAUCCAUCUUGUAUCAUGUUUGCAAAUACAAUAAGAUGAGGGCAUCGUGGCACUCAGUCUACUCUGAACAGCCCCAUUUACACACUAUUCCAACCCACUACAGACAUGAUGCCCCCAUCUUCGGUUGCCAGGAGCAGUGCAGUUAAAGACAACAUCACCAUCAAAUAUCUGAGGCAUUUGCUCAACACAAGGCACUCGUUGGACAAGUAUCGCCAGGAUUUUCUGCCGCACGUCCACCGCGAAAUCAUGAACCAGUUUGUGGAGGAGAAGACAAGAGGACGGCUGUCAAAAGAAAUGACAGAGUCCAUCAGCAGAGGCAUGGACGAGAUCAGCAACUCCAUCAGCAACGUUGACGCAUCAGCUCAGCGCAUCACCGACGAGCUGGCGAGAAUCAUUGACCUGUUCGCCUCAGCCAUCUCGAUUCCGACGGUGAACUCAAAGGCAAUGGCUGAUAUCCGUGAGGACUGCGAUUUCCUCAUGAUCAAGAAACAGUCCUUUGACCUGGUGAAAUUUGCCAUGGAUCCGUCGGGGUAUAUUGAGCGCUUCUUGCCGAUGAGUCUGGAUGAGAUGCUCUCAGAGCACGAUCGCUGGCGCACAUUUUUAUACCAUUGCGUUCCGCCCCUGAUCAAGUACUUCAUUCUAAUCGAGCUUGCGACGGUUAUUAGCUGGAACAGGGCCAAGGGAAAGUUUGACGCAGCUUUCCGCUGCCCGGUCGCUGCGAUUAAGCUAUAUGAGGAGAGGGUGAGUGCCACCUGUGCUGAGGACUACAGUGAGCUUAUGAAUUUGUGCGUUACAUUUUCGAGCGAAGGGAGCAAAAAGCGCAAGUGCCAUCUUCGAUACCUCGCUGUAGCCUGCAACAGAAGGCACCAGUCUAUGAUUGUUGACGGUCUGUGGGAGAAGCAGGUCAAGGACAUGUCCACAUUCAACUUUCUGGAGCUCAGCUCGACACUGUCGGCUGCAUCAGAUAUGCUUGACUGAAUCCCGCCAUCGUAGCCCAUUUUCUCCUUUUUCGGAUCAGUCG
Molecule: messenger RNA, 1061 nt
Organism: Linderina pennispora
Lineage: Eukaryota; Fungi; Kickxellomycota; Kickxellomycetes; Kickxellales; Kickxellaceae
Exons: 1
Coding region: 146-1018 (290 amino acids)
Source: RefSeq, a predicted model, not a curated record